AUGGCGUCCCUGCAGCCCACCUACGGAGGAUGGUUGAUCAAAGCCACCAGGGAUUGGUAUUUCCUGGCCAUGGAGAAGGUACCUCAGAAAUACGGUCUCUCCAAGAACGCCCAGCAAUUACUGCAGUACUUGGACGAUGUCAAGGCGAAGAUGAUGGACGAGUACGAGCUUGGCCGGAUGGUCCGCAUGAGCAACGAAAACCGCAAGGCCAUCACCGACACCAUCCGCAAGGUUGCACUCCUGAUGCAGAAGCAGCCAAAGGAGCAGAAGAACUGUAUCAAGCUGAUUGAGAUGUGCACUGAGAUCUUGGACAUCGCUAACCGCCCUCCUCCUCCUGCAGCAUUCCCCUUCAUGAAGUUCCCCCGGGAAAUCCGAGCCCGCAUCCUCGACAUGAUCAUCGACCAGCAUGGUGACACUGAGAAGUUGCAGCCGGUCAAGUGGGGUACCUGCAACUGCGUCAACCCAGAGAGGGAGAAGUUCCCAGUGGUCUCCAAGGCUCAGAAGAAGACGUUCAAGCAGCUUGGCAUGUCAUUGGGUGACGAGUUCUAUGACGUCCUGUACAAGAAGAGAAACUGGUACUUCUCCUGCUGUUGCACUCUCAACAAGGCACUCCAAGGCAACACGAAGCUUCGGACGUACUUGCGCAACGCGCAUGUCCACUGGUGCGGCCCCAUGGCCAACAAGGCAUUCGAGAACCUGGCCAAAUGCCCCAGCCUGAGAAACCUUACCAUCAAGAUCUCCAAGGCGACGAUGACCAUUCUCAACACGCGCGAGGCUGGUUUGGCCAGCUUCUUCUCUCUGAACAAGCGGAGACUGAUGGACUGCCUCGGCGCCGACGAGCUCCUGCUUAUCCAUGGCCUCGAGGAGGUCCAUGUUGAGCAUGUCAGCUCGGUCCAGAAGGACAAGCUGAACGAGUACGACCGGCAGGGUCUGCUUUCGCUUCUGAAGGCCAAGUGCAAGGAUCGCUUCUGA
Molecule: messenger RNA, 972 nt
Organism: Colletotrichum siamense
Lineage: Eukaryota; Fungi; Ascomycota; Sordariomycetes; Glomerellales; Glomerellaceae
Exons: 2
Coding region: 1-972 (323 amino acids)
Source: RefSeq, a predicted model, not a curated record